Molecule: messenger RNA, 1624 nt
Organism: Nelumbo nucifera (sacred lotus)
Lineage: Eukaryota; Viridiplantae; Streptophyta; Magnoliopsida; Proteales; Nelumbonaceae
Product: fructose-bisphosphate aldolase 3, chloroplastic-like
Biological process (GO): glycolytic process
Molecular function (GO): fructose-bisphosphate aldolase activity
Source: RefSeq, a predicted model, not a curated record
AGGGCAGGGUCGAAACAAGCGAACAGCCUUGGAGCAGUAGUAGACCUCGUCUUUCUGAAAGAGAAAAUAAGGAAAGAAGAAUAAAUCUCGAUCUGGGUUUCCAAUUUGUUGGUGUUAACAGCCAUGGCGUCUGCAGGUUUGGUGAAGCUGAAGACCUCGUCUUCGCAGUGGAUCGGACAACAGCCCUUCAACCACCGCCCUGGACCAUCCCUUCUCUCGGCUCCCCGCCGAGUUGCUCUCCCGAUCCGAGCCGGUGCUUACACCGACGAACUCGUUCAAACCGCUAAAUCUAUUGCAUCUCCUGGAUGUGGUAUCCUUGCCAUUGAUGAAUCAAAUGCAACUUGUGGGAAAAGGCUAGCAUCAAUAGGCUUGGACAACACAGAAUCCAAUCGACAGGCUUAUAGACAGCUUUUGCUAACCACUCCUGGCCUGGGUGAAUAUAUCUCUGGUGCUAUUCUUUUUGAGGAAACACUCUACCAAUCAACAACAGAUGGAAAGAAGUUUGUGGAUUGUUUGCGUGAGGAAAAAAUUGUGCCUGGCAUUAAAGUUGAUAAGGGUUUGGUUCCACUACCAGGAUCAAACAACGAAUCUUGGUGCCAAGGAUUAGAUGGAUUGGCUUCAAGAUCUGCUGAAUACUACAAGCAAGGUGCUCGUUUUGCAAAAUGGCGGACAGUGGUUAGCAUUCCUUGUGGCCCUUCUUCUUUAGCUGUGAAAGAAGCAGCAUGGGGACUUGCACGCUAUGCUGCUAUUUCUCAGGACAAUGGUCUUGUUCCAAUAGUGGAACCUGAGAUUCUCCUUGAUGGUGACCACUCAAUUGAGAGGACACUGGAGGUGGCAGAGUAUGUAUGGUCAGAGGUCUUCUACUACCUAACACAAAACAACGUAGUGUUUGAAGGAAUCCUGCUGAAGCCCAGCAUGGUAACCCCUGGUGCCGAGCAUAAGGAAAAGGCUUCUCCAGAGACCAUUGCUGAAUAUACACUCAAAAUGCUCAAGAGAAGAGUACCUCCUGCAGUUCCUGGUAUCAUGUUCUUGUCAGGAGGACAAUCUGAAGUCGAAGCAACAUUGAAUCUGAACGCAAUGAACCAAAGCCCGAACCCAUGGCACGUUUCAUUCUCAUACGCACGUGCACUGCAGAACAGUGUGCUGAAGACAUGGAAAGGACGUCCAGAGAACGUAGAAGCUGCGCAGAAGGCCCUCUUGGUGCGUGCCAGAGCAAAUUCUGUUGCUCAACUUGGAAAAUACACUGGCGAAGACGAGAGUGACGAGGCCAAGAAAGGAAUGUUUGUCAAAGGCUACACUUACUGAUUCAGGGUUGAUAUUACAAGUCAUGUCUUAGUGGCUAUGAAUGCUUAGAGGAUUCACAAGGCUGUUUCUUUCUUUUCUUUUCCUUUUAUUUAUUUGCCCGCCAUGUUGAAUUAGUCGAAUAAUCACCAGUGAGAAUCAUAAGAACCCUUCUUUCAGAUUUAACGGAGGACUUCUCAUUAGUUGUGUAAGGAUGUGAAUGGAGGCUGUUCCAAAGGGGUGAUCGAGUAACUUGUCCAGCUGUCCCAAAGAAUGUAUACUUUGAACCCGAUAUUCAACAUUUCAACGUAAUCUAUUUUAGACAGGGUUUUUUAUUGUCCAA